This is a messenger RNA of Panicum virgatum (switchgrass), 1547 nucleotides long. Its product is annotated as pentatricopeptide repeat-containing protein At1g61870, mitochondrial-like. Lineage: Eukaryota; Viridiplantae; Streptophyta; Magnoliopsida; Poales; Poaceae. Gene Ontology annotation, molecular function: protein binding. The transcript has a single exon. The coding region runs from base 48 to 1301 and encodes 417 amino acids. The record is from RefSeq and is a predicted model, not a curated record.
CCCCUUCCCCUAAGCUCCUGCUAAGCAAGCAAGACCAAACAGCAGCCAUGGCCGCCGCCCUCUGCCGGAGCCCCUCCUCGCUCUGCCGCCGCCACCUUCUCAUCCGCCUCCCCUCCACCCACACCCACACCCAGGUCCAGGCGCCCCCACCCACGCCCGCCGACCUCUCCCGCCUUAAGUCCUCCAUCCGCGACGCCGCCACCACCCCGGACGCCCUCGCCGCUCUCUUCCUCUCCGCCCUCCCCCACCCCGCCUUCCUCGCCGACCGCCCCCUCUUCGCGCUCUCCGUCCGCCGCCUCGCAGCCGCGGGCCGCCGCGACCUCGUCGCCUCCAUCCUCUCCUCCUCCCUCACCGCCCUCCCCAGCCCCCACCCCUCCGAGGGCUUCCUCAUCCGCCUCAUCUCCCUCUACUCCGCCGCCGCCAUGCCCGACCACUCCCUCACCGCCUUCCGCCUCGUCAAGCCCCCCUCCGACCGCGCCCUCUCCGCCCUCCUCUCCGCCUACCACGACAACCGCCUCUACGACCGCGUCGUCCAGGCCUUCAACACCCUCCCCGCCGAGCUCCACAUCAAGCCGGGCCUCGUCUCCCACAACGUCCUCCUCAAGGCCCUCGUGGCCAGCGGUGACCUCGCCGCCGCCCGCGCGCUGUUCGACGAAAUGCCCCACAGGGCUGGCAUCCAGCCGGACAUCGUCUCCUGCAACGAGAUCCUCAAGGGCUACCUCAACACCGGCGACGAUGCUGCCUUCAACCACCUGCUUAAGGAGAUCGCCGGUCCUGAGCGGCACCUCAAGCCCAACGUCGGGACCUACAACCUCCGGAUGACCCUGCUGUGCGCGAGAGGGAGGAGCUUUCAAGCCCAGGAGCUGCUGGACGCUAUGGGGGCAAGGGGCGUCCCGCCCAACCGCGCAUGCUUCAACACCGUCAUCAAGGGGCUCUGCAACCAGGGGGAGGUGGGCGCUGCCAUGGCGCUCUUCAGAAAGAUGCCAGAGGUGCCCAGGCAGAAUGGCACAGGGGUCUCCCCCAACUUUGAGACCUACAUCAUGCUGCUUGAGGCCCUCGUCAACAAGGGUGUGUUUGAUCCUGCAAUGGAGGUCUGCAGGGAGUGCCUGCGCAACAAGUGGGCGCCACCAUUCCAAGCUGUCAAAGGUUUGGUUCAGGGCUUGCUCAGGAGCAGGAAGGCCAAACAGGCUAAGGAGCUUCUCGUGGCCAUGAGGAAGGUUGUCAAGGGUGACGCCAAAGAGGAGUGGAUCAAGGUUGAGGCUCAGCUCUCAUUGCUGCUUGCUGACAAGAAAGCCGCCUAAACAUUUGUUUUUUGUUUGUUUUAGAUGAGAUUCGCAUUUUGAAUUUGUCGUGGCUCUAGGAGGAGGGCCACAGCCGGGUGGCGUAGUGCACCCGCCUAAUCCCAGAGGGUGGUAACUCGGGGAAGUGCAAGCGAUUGGUCAGAUCUAUUUGUGAACCAAGCACACAAGAACACUCAAGGAUUUAGAGUGGUUCGGGCCGCCGGAGCGUAAUACCCUACGCCCACUGAGAGUGGUAUUGCUCUUGUA